CUUUUACAACCUUCAAAGUCCGGAUUUUUCCUUCACUAAUCUAGUAAUCUUUGCUCCGAGCUCCGAGGGAAGCACCAAGUUCUCUCCUUUUUCUCUCUUCUGAGUUUGUUCGGUUGCCAUUAGUCUCUGUUCAUGCUUUGGGAGUUAGUUUUUACUGCUUGAAUUGGUCCUUGCUCAGCCAAAAAUUGAUGCCCUUUUGGUACUGGUUCUCAGAUCCAUGGAUGUUGCAGAUAAGCCUUCUUCUGGUUAUGCUCUUGGACCACCUUGGUCAUUCAAAGGAAGAGCAUUAUACCAACUUCACCUUGUGCGAGCAGAAACUGCUAGGCCUUUCAUACCGAAGGAGUUCAAACUAGUUCAGUUUUUUGGUUAUACGCUUGGAGGGUUCUUUCUCGCUCACUAUGAUGAAAGCCCAGCUGGAAUGUUUGAUGAGCUUGUCGUGAUAGCUGGCAUUGUAUGGAAUCCCCCAACUUCAUGCGCGUGGGCUGCUAGAGUACUCGUAAAUAGUCAUGAUGCUUGCAGUCAUGGACAGAAGGAAAUAGGGCUUCCAAGCCGUGUGGCCAUGUUCUCAAAGCAGAGAGCUCGAAUGAUGACAGAAACAGCAAAAAACAAACACAAUGGUUUCCUGGACAUAUUUGGCUUGGCUGCUGCUCUUCCUACACUAAGGGAGCAUUGUGAAAUUCGAGUGUCAGAGAUCAAUGAUUCUUCCUUAACGCAAUUAUGUAGCAUUAGCAUGCCGGCAGUUGUGCCAAAGUCAAAACCAAGCGGCGUGUGGAUGGGUCCCGUGAUACGGAUGUCACUUCCAAGCUUUAGUGGUCAAACAUUACACAAUCCUCACCUUCUUAAGUACUCUUGUCAGAUUCAAUGCAGGGUGCGAGCGGUGGAGGCAGCUAAGGUAUCAGGACCUCCCAAAAGAGGUGCAAAUGAAGACUCUGAUGAUGUUAACAUCAAUACUGACAACCUGAGUAUGAAAAAACAUGAAGAAGAUGAAACAUGGAGGCGAAGUAUUUCUGUCCUAUUAUCAAAGCCGAUCUUGGCUCUGGAGUUUAAUCUCCUCAAGAUGCAGGUGGAAGCUCCUACUGUAGUAGUUCCUUCUUCUAGAAAGAACGAGUAAAACAUUCUGCAAACAUCUCAAUCGUCAUAGGUUUGCCUGAGCUGUCUGGUGGUUCAUCAAUGUUGACAAUUUCUCAAACAUUUAGUAGCUAAGGAAAUAAUAUUUGGGACCGUAAAGCAGUAUAUUGAACUAUUCCAUUGUGGACCUGUGUUCAAUACUGCACAUGUAUUGUUAUUCUCAUUGUCCAAUAAAAUGAUAUAUUUUUCUAUUCUCCCCA
Molecule: messenger RNA, 1328 nt
Organism: Dioscorea cayenensis subsp. rotundata (Guinea yam)
Lineage: Eukaryota; Viridiplantae; Streptophyta; Magnoliopsida; Dioscoreales; Dioscoreaceae
Product: protein NEOXANTHIN-DEFICIENT 1
Exons: 11
Coding region: 218-1111 (297 amino acids)
Source: RefSeq, a predicted model, not a curated record